AGAUAGAUUAAAAAAAAGAAUGGUUGUGAAAAAAAUCAUGCCUUUAUACUAAUCCUACCCAUCCAUGUAAACCACACGUGCCCAUGGAUCAUGAAAAAGUUCGUGCCUCUGAUCAGCAGGUUGAUGCAAAGAGGCUGUUAAUAAUGAGCAAUGGGAAUUGAAUCCAAGAUCUAAUGUGCACCAUAUAUACGGAUAAGAUGAAACAAUUCUAAAAGAGAAGUAGAGUUUGAAAAAAUCUUAGGUGACAAGUCAUAGCACCAACACAAAUACAAAAGACCUAAUUACCUAUGGAGAAAAAACAAGUGAGGAUUAAACAACAACGAGAUUCAGUCAAAUCCAUCUUGGAUAGAUUGAUCUAGGAAACAGAAAUGGUUAAAUUAACUCGCUGGUAACAUGCAAAUAAUGUGAAGAGAAUGGCGAGUUUCCACAGAGAAAGAGUGUUCUUUUCUCACCAACCUAACGAAUUACGAUGUGAAAAGAUGAUGGUCACUAAAGACGUCCGACGCCUUAACACUGUUGGCAUAUUGGCUCAAGAUCAUUCAAGGUCGCUGAAGCUUGGAAUAUUGCGAAACUCUGUUCUGUGUUUUUAUGCUUUUGGCAGUUGUGUUGCAGUUAUAUGUUUGGUUUAUUUUGUUUUCGAUAGAGACAAGUAGUUAUGUUUGUUAACUGUCAUUUUACAGUUUGUGUACGUGUAUUUAUAUGUUGCAAGUAUUAUGAAUGAAGGUAUGGCUUUUUCUGAAAAAACUGUAUGUGCACUCUGUUCCUUGUUUCAGAACAGAAGUUACAAAUUUGGGUUUUGUGUGCGUGUGCUUGAGAGACUUACAAAGUCUUCGGUGGUAUCAGAGCAAAUUAUUGAUCUUUGAGGGAUCUGUGAAUGAUCUGGGAAGUGUUUUUUCGUUCAAAUGGAACAAACUGAAAGUUCAGGGUCCUCUGCAUUCACAAGGCUGUCUGCUCCAGUUUUUUACGGCGAGAACUACCAAGUCUGGUCUGUCAAGAUGAAGGCUUUCAUGGAAGGGGCAGAUUUGUGGGAGGCAGUUGUUGAAGAUUACGAGAUCACUCCAUUGGGAGCAGAUCCGACAGUGAGUCAGAUUAGGACUCACAAAGAGAAGGUUACAAGAAAAGCUAAGGCAAAGUCCUGUCUCUUUUCUGCAGUCUCUUCUUCAGUUUUCACCAAAAUUAUGCAUCUGGAAUCUGCAAAGCAGAUGUGGUAUUUCUUGAAAGCAGAAUAUGAAGGUGAUGAAAAAAUUAGAGGAAUGAAGGUGUUGAACUUGAUGAGAGACUUUGAGAGACAACAGAUGAAGAAAAGUGAAACUGUAAAGGAUUAUGUGGAUCGACUUGUUGGUAUUGUCAACAUGAUCAGGAUACUCGGCACAAAAGUUACUGAUGACAGCAUUGUUCAAAAAAUCAUGGUGUCUGUGCCGGAAAGGUUUGAAGCUACCCUGGCUACCUUGGAGAAUACUAAGGAACUAUCUAAUAUCAAACUGGCAGAACUCCUUAGUGCUCUUCAAGCACAAGAGCAAAGGAGGCUCAUGAGGAAAGAAGAAUUGGUGGAAGGUGCUUUGAAAUCCAAAGCAAAAAUCAGUGCUGCAGAGAAGGGAAAAGAGCCAUACCAGAAGCAGAAACAAUAUGGAAAUAACAAGCAAAAUGCAGGAGCAGAAUCGAGUGAGAACAAAGGUUUUCCUGAUCCUUGUAAGCACUGCAAUAAGAAGGGUCAUCCCCAUUGGAGAUGUUAGAAGAAUUUGAAAUGCAGGAAAUGCAACAAACAGGGACAUAUUGAAAAGUAUUGCAGAACCAAGACACAAGCAUCGGAGGUUGAAAACACAAAAGCAAAUGAGACAGGACAAUUUUUUGUGGCAUCAUGUUUUGCGUCAAAUGGUGUUAAGGAUGGGUGGCUUAUAGACAGUGGUUGCACUCAUCAUAUGACAGGUAACAUAAAUCUAUUCAACACUCUAGAUAAAUCUGUCAAAUCUAGAGUUAGAAUAGAAAAUGGAGACUACAUCUCUGUAGAAGGAAAAGGAGAUGUUUUGAUUGAAAGUGCUACUGGUUUAAAGGUGUUAACUGAUGUUUUGUAUGUACCCAUGAUUGAUCAAAAUCGGUUAAGUGUUGGGCAGUUACUGGAAAAGGGGUACAAAGUUGUGUUUGAUAAGAAUGAAUGCCUUAUCAAGGAUAUGUCAGAUGGAGUAAUGUUCAGGGUUAGAAUGAGAAACAAGAGUUUCUCAUUUAACCCGAAAUCUGAGGACUGUGGUGCAAUGAGGUGUACUGUAUCAGAUGAAGAUAUUUGGCACAAGAGAGGGUCAUUUCCAUUCAGGUGCACUGAUCUAAAUGCAAAGGCAUCAACUGGUGGAAGAGUUAACAGCUUUGGGCAGAAUUUCAGUAGCUGCAGUGUUUGUUCUCAAGGGUGUUUUUCUUGGAGUUCCAAGAAGCAAGAGGUCGUUGCCCAAUCUCUGCAGAAGCUGAAUUCAUAGCAUCUACUGCAGCAGCAAAUCAAGCAAUUUGGUUGAGGAAGAUUUUAGUUGAUUUGGGGUUGGAGACAAAGAAUCUGUUAAGGUUCUGAUGCUCGAACCACUCCUUAGAGAAACUCCAGCAGCUUUAUUGAACACCCAAACCAUACACUUCGGAUAGCUUUGAUUAGAGAGAGGCUCCUACUCUCUUCCCCACCCAAUUCUCAACCAGAAAAUCCCCCUCAUCCCCUUUCCCCCUCCUCCUCCUUUCUUUAUACAAUCCCCUCCCUAACAGAAUCCUCUAACUACUACCAACCCUAACGAAACAAAUAACAAAACAGCCAAACAAAUGUCAACACCUAUAUGCUAUCUACACAAACAAACAACCACCACACUAGCUGCGUACCUUUGUCCCUAAUCCUUCUGUAGUACUUAUCAGAAUCUGACUCAGAUUUGGGUGAACAAUCAAGCAGCAAUAUCUAUUUCGAAGAAUCCAGUCUCUCAUGGAAGAACCAAGCACUUUAAAGUCAAGUUUUUUUUUCCCGAGGGAAGCUCAUCAACAAGAUGAAAUCAAUGUUGUGUAUUGCAGAACUGAAGAUCAACUUGCCGACCUUUUUACAAAGGCUUUUCAUCCAGGAAGAUUUGAAACACUUAGAAGCAUGAUUGGUAUGUGUUCGAGACAUUGAUACAAGGGGGAGUUUGUUAGCAUAUUGGAUCAAGAUCAUUCAAGGUUGCUGAAGCUUGGAAUACUGCAGAACUCUGUUCUGUAUUUUUAUGCUUUAGGCAGUUGUGUUACAGUUAUAUGUUUGUCGUUUAUUUUGUUUUCGAUAAAGACAAGUAGUUGUGUUUGUUAACUGUCACUUUACAGUUUGUGUACGUGUAUUUAUGUGUUGCAAGUAUUAUGAAUGAAGGUAUGGUUUUUUCUAAAAAACCUGUAUGUGCACUCUGUUCCUUGUUUCAGAACAGAAGUUACAGAUUUGGGUUUUGUGUCUGUAUUUGAGAGACCUACAAAGUCUUCAAACACUACGUCGGCCAAAAGCCGAAACACUAGGAGAUGAACUGUUUUAGCUCAAUUAACAAAAGCUGGAGAGGUUAUUCACACAAUUCUUACCGGACAAAGGAAGUUCCUUCGUUCGAAGAGAUCUAAAGAUCAAUAACAGAAACGAGAGCUCAGACUAUUUUCCUAAUCCCUAUUAUAUGACGCAUUCAUGCUCAAAUCAGAAAUCAAGAAGAUACAACGACAAUUGGAUUUUCAAUAUGUCAUCCAAAAUGUCGGAUGUGUAUAAAAGUAGAGA
Tarenaya hassleriana is the source of this 3736-nucleotide messenger RNA. RefSeq lists its product as uncharacterized. Bases 903 to 1733 code for a protein of 276 amino acids. NCBI's taxonomy places the organism in Eukaryota, Viridiplantae, Streptophyta, Magnoliopsida, Brassicales, Cleomaceae. The record is from RefSeq and is a predicted model, not a curated record. The transcript is spliced from 2 exons.